Molecule: messenger RNA, 1359 nt
Organism: Brassica napus (rape)
Lineage: Eukaryota; Viridiplantae; Streptophyta; Magnoliopsida; Brassicales; Brassicaceae
Product: WAT1-related protein At3g28100
Exons: 7
Coding region: 89-1165 (358 amino acids)
Cellular component (GO): plasma membrane
Molecular function (GO): transmembrane transporter activity
Source: RefSeq, a predicted model, not a curated record
GUUUUUUCAAUCAUAGCAUAAAGAGAAAAAUAGAGGAAUAAUAAAUCACAGCUCUCAUUCAACCACUAAGAAUUUAUCAUUUCCAAUAAUGGCCGGAGCCGUAAGUCUUUGGAGGAGAGAGGCCGUGUUCUUGACGGCCAUGCUUGCGUCCGAAACUGGUAUCGUAGGAAUGAAUACUCUGUUCAAAGCUGCGACUUCAAAGGGACUCAACUCUUACGCUUUCCUAGGCUAUUCUUAUCUUCUUGGUUCCCUUCUACUUCUUCCUUCACAUAUCUUCUCCAACAGGUCAAGAUCACUUCCUCCAUUAAGUUUCUCAAUACUUUCUAAGAUGGGACUUCUUGGACUAUUAGGUUCAAUGUAUGUGAUCACAGGGUAUAUAGGCGUUAAAUACAGCAACCCAACCUUAGCUUCAGCUAUUAGCAAUAUCACUCCUGCUCUUACCUUUAUCCUAGCCAUUAUCUUCAGAAUGGAGAAAGUAAAUUUCAAAGAAAGGAGCAGUGUAGCCAAAGUGAUGGGGACAGUAUUGUCGUUAGUAGGCGCACCUGUGGUAGUUCUCUACCACGGUCCACGUGUCUUCGUUGCAUCUUCUCCGCCGUAUCUACACUUCCGUCAGCUUUCUCCGUCGUUAUUUUCUUCAAACUCCGACUGGAUCAUCGGUGGAUGUCUUCUUACCAUUAAAGACAUCUUCGUUUCUAUUUCUUUCAUACUUCAGGCACAUAUAAUGACUGAAUACCCAGCAGCAUUUACAGUCUCCUUUUUCUAUUCGAUGUGUGUUUCAAUCUUGACCUCGUUGACUGGACUCGUGGUCGAGAAGGACAAUCCAAGCAUUUGGAUCAUUAGAUUCGACAUUACAUUGAUAAGCAUUGUAACUAUGGGAAUAUUCACUCCAGUAUACUACGUGAUUCAUUCAUGGACAGUGCGUUACAAAGGACCUCUUUACUUAGCGAUAUUUAAGCCAUUGUCCAUUUUAAUAGCGGUUGUUAUGAGUGCUAUUUUUCUCGGCGAUUCUCUCUAUCUCGGAUGUUUGAUAGGAGGAGUUUUGAUAACGUUAGGGUUUUACGCUGUAAUGUGGGGGAAAGCAAACGAAGACAAGACUCGGUUGUUGACACUUUUAGAAAACGAGAAAACGCCUCUUCUGUUGAAUCACAACGACGACCAAAUUUAAUUAUUUGAAAAAAAAAUUGCAAGGGAAAAAAAACAUACGUAGAACUUGAAAAUGGUAGUGUUAAAACUAACGGUAGGGGAAAUUCUAACUUUGGCUUGUUAAGAUUUUUUUUGAUUGAAUGUAUUUUUGAUAAGUGAAAUUCGACUUAUGUAUUUUACAAAAUUAUUUUCUAAUUAUUUUAAUAUUAUUUUCAA